Molecule: messenger RNA, 1746 nt
Organism: Hypoxylon fragiforme
Lineage: Eukaryota; Fungi; Ascomycota; Sordariomycetes; Xylariales; Hypoxylaceae
Exons: 6
Coding region: 601-1659 (352 amino acids)
Source: RefSeq, a predicted model, not a curated record
UGCAACUCAAUUUUCUACGGUACGACUGUUGGUGGUAAAAUGCAACGUUUUAAUCAGUGUUAGGCGCGCUCUCUAGGCGCGCUGAUAUGGUAAUAUCCGUACCAACAUGUCUCAUUCCCAUGCCUGAAAUAUGCGGUUGGUUGAAAAUACCAUUCCCUACGCCGUUGUCCUAUUACAUACUGCAGGCUCUUCCAAUACACGGACAGGUCUGGGCCGCUAAUAACUACGUAGCACGACUAUAACUCAUAAGCAUACCAACCAACAUGCUUGGCUACUCCGUACCCACACCAACACUCUCUAUGAUCGUUCACCUGAGUAUUUCCCAAAGCCAAAUUGCAACAUAAUUGUUUAUAGCGAAGUUUUCACAAGGUCCUAGCUAGUAGGCUGCCUUAGACUACCAUCGCUUUGUCGCACUAGAAUCACAGCAAGCCUCUCCCCUUUUCUCUGUAAUUUGCUAAAUAUCAACUAGAGAAUUUCAAAAUUCAUUUGCUUCUCUCUCCAACUUCCAUUAUCUAAAACUACAACCUUGGCAAUUGUUAAUAUUGAGCCGUUACUUCUCCCCCCUAAACUUUCCACCACGCCUGUCAAGUACUUGAAAGAAUGUCCGUAGACGGAUACGAUCACGGCUACUGGCAAACACCUGGCCAUGUAAUUGCCGCUGGAAUAGGUUUAUCUAUAUUAGAUAUUUUUGCUGUGCUGUUGAGGUUUGCGGCAAGGAAGAAGCAGCGGCAGCCCCUGAAAGCGGAUGACUGGUUCUUGGUUCCUGCAACACUCCUAACUAUAGGGAUUGGUGUCUCCAUGGUAUACGGCGUGUCGAAAAAAGCCCUCGCCUAUCCCUUUGAGGUCCCUCCAGACCCACCAGAAGACAGUCUGUCUAUUGUAACCGAACAGAUCGGUACCGAAGGAGCAAUACAAUGGGCCUACACCCUGCUACUCCCGUUAGCGUUGGGCUGCACAAAGGCCAGCUUCCUGCUAUUUUACAGACGCAUUUUCGCCGUCAGCACAUGGAGCAAGACCAACAUGCUUCUGGUAGGAAUGUGUGUGUUUGUCUUUGUCUGGAUGGCAGCCUACUUCUUCACGUUCCUGUUCAUGUGCCGGCUGGACUUCUGGGCGCUUUGGACAACAGCUAGGGCAAUUCUGGACCAUUGCAUCGCAGACACAUACCCAAAUUUCACGCUUGCCGUUACAGAUGUUGCAGCCGACGUAGUGAUUCUCGUUAUACCCAUUCCAUUGGUUUGGCGAUUGAAUCUGACUACCGCCAAAAAGAUUGCUAUUACUUCCGUGUUCCUCUUUGGGGCAAUAACCGUAGCGGCGUCCGUGACUCGGCUUGCCCUAACAACAAGGAUUCUAGCAGUUGGGUAUGACCCAGAUGAUGAUCCUAUUCUCCUAGUCACAUCUUUUAUCUACUGGGGAAUGGUCGAAAGCGGCAUUGCGGUAUUCGUGGCCUGUCUGCCAACUCUCUGGAUCUUCAGCAAAGGAUCAUCAUGGGUACCGUUGAUCAGAGUGGCAAGAAACCUUGCCAACUCCAGCAUCUCCAGUCUACGACUGCUUAGGACAAGGAGGAGCAAACAGAGCAUUGAUGUUGAGGAUCCGUGCGAUACUCGAUCUCUUAGGAGUCAUGCCAACUCCAGGCCUACGGAUGCGGCUCAAAUAACCUAGGGUAUUAGUGCAUCCAUAGAUCAGCUAAUCACGAUUUAAAAACCUCACACCAACAUCGACUACCUAUAGAAUAUUCUUAUUUGGGGU